Pocillopora meandrina is the source of this 4597-nucleotide messenger RNA. The record is from the annotation of a GenBank genome assembly. NCBI's taxonomy places the organism in Eukaryota, Metazoa, Cnidaria, Anthozoa, Scleractinia, Pocilloporidae.
UUUCUUGGUUUCCUUCGUUCGAGACAGCUGUAUUGCGCUGCAAUGAUCCGGCACAAAGGCUAACCACUAAUGUGUUUAUUUAAUUUUACAAGAAACUCGUCAACAUUGAUAAAUUCGUUGAAAAGCAAGAACGAGAACCAAACAUGAUUGUGAAAAAGGCAGUCUUCCUUUUGCAGGUCAGUACAGGGAUAAGCAAUUGAAUAUUUUCUUUAACACAAUUAGUGAAGGAAAAAUCAGGGGACUUACUCAAGCUGAUGAUUGAUGAAAAUGCAGACUGAUUGUCAAUAUUUUUCUCCCUUUUUGCUCUGCUUCAAGUUGAAGCCAAAGCAGUGUGACUAAUGCUCAGAGUCGCGUAAUGUCGAGUACUGUCUAAACAUCUUUUUCUAUCGAAAACUAUCAUGGCUUUUUUUUUAAAGAAAAUUAAGGAUGGUUUCGGACCAGAAUAAGUAUUGGGAGACCUAGUUAAGAGUUAAGUGCGGGGAUCAAUCCACUGACCAACGGACAGUUAUGAACAUCGUUUAUUAUGAUCACUGAGGAAGCCGUCUGCCUUCUCGCCGGGCGGUAAACAGUGUUUUUAAAUGUACUGUGUGGUAAGAAGAGAGCAUUUAUUACUGAACUGUAUUUAGUUAAUGCACUGCAGAACACUGGUCAAACAAACUAAUUCAUCGAAUUUAAUACAUUUUUCGUGGCUCUCUCAUCCCCGAUUUCAGCUUGGGGAGAAUGUUAAAAUACGGAAAAACUGCGUGAAUAAGCUAAUUUUGUCUUCCCCUUCUCUUGCAGCUGCAGGUGUCAUUUCUAACCACACAUGCUGCAGGUGAGAUGAAUCAGUUAAUUCUUGAACUUAUUCAGAAUCAGCUUGCUAAUCAGCUCAUCGUUUUAUAAGCAUUUUUCUUCCGUACGCAUCACGUUCCCUCGCUAAGGAACCUAAAAAUUUGCAUGAGAGGACAACGCGGACGAAGUCUAAAAACUUCCGUCUACUCUUUGGAACUUGUCGGAAACAGAUAAUCAUGCGCCAUUAUUUGUUUUAUCAUUAGAUUUUUUUAGUUCAAGGUUAAAAUAAAGUUUACCAAAUAACGCCAAUUAAUACAUAAGAAUUUACAAACUUUCCCUAUUAGAUAAGUUAUGUAAGAGAUCCGAGCUGCCCGCAGACAAAUUGUGGCUAUAUUCUAAUCAGACAAGACAGACAAUAAAUAAUGCAAAAAAAAUAAUUGUUGUAGCCUACAAUGAAACGGUUUCGUUAAUUAUUUGUCCAUAUUUCUUUUUUCUUAUCCAUGGUAUUCAACUUUACGUGUGUCAAUUACGGCAACGUAAAAUAGAGCCGAGUUUGCACAGGGUCGCACCUAGAAAGUACCGUUAAAAAAAAUGACUCAAAUCUCUAUAUGACUCAUAUCUCCAUGAACUUUGCAAUUCAUGUCUCUAGAACUUUCUACCUCCGGUUUUUGCCCUGAAGCCCCGAUCUGUCAAUUGCUCCUAGAGUAAGGCAGGUGUCCAAAAUUCACAGCUUAAUUAAUUUUUUGCUUUUUUUUCCCCUAUGGAAAUAGAAAUGAUGGCAAAGAUUGUAAAGCUGCCGUUGUUGCAGCUACUACUGUUGCUGUUGUCGUCGUUUUAGCUGGAAAUUUUAUCUUACAUUUUUGUUUCACUCAGUUUGCCCUUUUGCAAUGGAUGUGGCGUUCCUCCUUGACUCAUCUGGCAGCAUUGGACAAAACAAUUACUUGGACAUGAAAAGAUUUAUCAACGAAGUCAUUGAUCAUUUUUACAUAUCUCCAAAAGGUAAGCAAAUAUUAUUUCAGCUAGUUACUUAAAAACUUUAUUUAAACUGUUUAGGACCUCACCAGUUUGGUUAUUGCAUUGUUGACCUGACCUCGACCUGCUACGACUCCACAACCAAAAAGAUAACUCAUAGUCCCAUGGGCCAAUUGCCUCCUCGCCUUAAUCCCCCCUAGGCGCCUCUCAAGAAGAUUAGGGCGAGAAGACUAUUUAGACUAUAUAGUACUGAGAUAUUAGGGCCACGCCAUGGUUUGUGCAUUGUAGAGAAAAAUGCAGUAAAAGAGUUUAAUGUCUUUUGGGAUAAAUCUUAAUCAUCCUCUACAUUCGUCUUUCCGCUUUGGUUUAUAAAUACUUCAUCUGUGUUUCUUUACCAUCUAACAAACUGUUUUUUCUUUUUUUCAAGUUUCUUUCAUUAUGUAAUUAAUUUUUAACACCUUUUUAGGAAAGCAACAAAGUCGUAAAUAUAUUUCUUCCUUUUUAAUCAUCAGACACACAUGUGGGUGUGGUUAGUUUUAGUACCCAGGCGCAAACAGAGAUAAGAUUCACAUCUAAGCAAACCGUGGACGCAAUAAAACCGUCUGUUCUUAACAUUACCUAUCAAAGCGGCGCUACACACACCCAUCUUGGCCUCAACAAAGUCCACAUAGAUUUGUUCUCUGCUCAGGGUGGAAUGAGGACGAAUGUGCCACACGUUCUAUUAGUGAUUACUGAUGGAAAAAGUUAUAAUGGUGAGAAAACAAAUAAGCAAGCGAAUUAUGUUAUUCGUUUUGCCACGAAUGAUGGGCAGUAUGAAAAUGUGUGAGUCCCACCAAGAGACUAGAAUCUCGUGGUCCCACAUGAGAAAUCCACUAUGAACUUCAAAACCACUUUUGCACCUAUGUUCUACUACUGAGCUAAGGAAACUCGUUGGUCAGUUGGGCCAUUACCAAGGGGCCAUUCAUUAAAAAUCAAGCUUAUUCGAGUAUCUGUAGCAUAGUUAAUUAGGAUUUUGGUGGGAUCACAUGCUUUUACGAUACGAUACGAUUCGAUAAAUUUAUUUAUACACGAUAUUUUCAUCAGUCAAUUAAUAUACCAGACUAUCUUCCUGACUACAAUAACAUUAAUAAAAAUAUUUCAAAAAUAAAAACUGCUUUUCGUGGAGGCCGAAGGGGGGUCAGUCGUAACCAAUAGAGUAUAAAGGGGGACGUCGACAAUAAAAAGUUGACUGCCAAUUGACUGCCAUUAUGUAGGCAUCGUUAGAAUGUUACAAAGCCUUAUAAGGAUCUGAAAAACGCUGGACUCCCCUCCCCUCCCCCUAAGUUAUUUGCCCCACGCUUGUGACAAUACGAACAACAUAUUUGUCCAUUCGACGACUGCUAUCAGAAUUUACCAUCUUCCUCAUUCAGUGCACAGCCAAGAACAAUUACUUAUAGAUAAACUAGUAUCGCUAUUUGAGAUAAACUAGUAUCGCUAUAUAUAACGUAUUUCAUGAUUAGUUUUGUUUAUAUUCAUUCGCAAUGUUUUUCCCAGCUGAGCUGACAAGAAAGCAAGCUCAAUACCUAAAGGACGACGGAAUAGUGAUCUUUGCAUUGGGAAUUGGCUCCGGGAUCGAAAUGACCGAAUUAAAAGCUAUGGUUUCUAUGGAGCAAUACGUGUUUCUCUUCUCCUCAGUGAGGCAAAUGUUACCCUCGGAUAAGGCUUCAGACAUUGCAUUGGCUCUUUGUGCAGGUCAGUCACCCCUCCCCGUCCCUAAACCCUCAUUCCUGUGCGUGAAGAUAUGCGUUGUAUUCUCUAUUUUCUUUUGAACAAAUCAAAUUUACCGCCUAACUGAAAUAAUUGAUUGGAUGGUUACGUAAUCGAUACCAAAAACUUUUAGCAUUCGGAGGAGCGCAAAUGAUGAAAUUUUUGUCUCAAAUGCGAGAGCGUCCAUCGAAAAAUUGGAUGGUAGUGUAUCCAUACAUGGAAAAACAGGGUAAAAUAAUUAAGGAGAAAAAGAAUUUCUUUUGCCAAUACCCAGACUAACUGUUUUUAUACUGCUUCUUAUCAUUCUAAAAUGUUUGCGUGGAAAAGUAUGGUUACGAAAAGUUGCGAAUUGUCGUACGAGUUCUGAGAUGAAUGAAAGACUCAGAGUCCCCGGCGCGGAAUUACCCAUAAUCCUUUGUUUAUUGACGAGGUGCUCGAGUAAUUGCCACCUGAGGGCAAACGACUAAGUAACGGAGACCUUGGUUGACUGGCGCUCAUGACAGAUUAAUUCUACAUUUCAUCAAUAAAGAAUACUAAUUAAAUCAUUAUGUUUUCUCCUUUCACUCAAAUUGUAUUUCUGCUGUUCUACCUUCAAGUUGCCAGAACCUCGAACGCAAUCAUCCACCCGGUGAUCACGCAACACUCGCUCCUUCAGCAUACUGUAGUGUCACGCGUGACAGCAGACGAUCUGGAAUGCGCGUUCAUGUGCAUCAAACACAGCUUGUGUUACUCGUUUAAUUUCCACGCACCAACUCGCCUUUGUGAGCUCAGUAACGCGACAAAGGCUGAUCAUCUUAAAGACUUUGUUUACGAUCACAGUUCUGCCUACAACGAAUUGAUAUUUGUGUAAAAUUACGUAACCAUGACGACACCACUGAAAAUUAUUUCUAACUAGUGUAAGAUAGAAAAAGGUAAAGUCGACACUCAAACCAAGAGGGCCAUCCGGCUGGAACUUACCCGAGUUUCUGUAGCAUGAAGCGACUGGGGGCAUUACCAAUCCCCCUUAUCCCGGAUGGGAUGCGGAUCUAUUAAGUAAAUAAUGUAAAUGAUCUUCAUGUGCCUAAUGUCAGGGAAAACUGUGUGACUGGUUCACUUAUUCACAUACUGC